Messenger RNA from Exaiptasia diaphana, 823 nucleotides. RefSeq lists its product as uncharacterized. Lineage: Eukaryota; Metazoa; Cnidaria; Anthozoa; Actiniaria; Aiptasiidae. The record is from RefSeq and is a predicted model, not a curated record. Bases 77 to 823 code for a protein of 248 amino acids. The transcript has 5 exons.
CACAGGUGAAGAGGAUCCACAUAUUUGUCUGUGUGGUCGGAUAUUCUCAUGCACAUCUAAGAUUAACUUCACUACUAUGGGCUCUCGACUAUCUCUCUUAUUAGCAUUGGUAUUUAUAUUUCUAGCAUUAGCAUUGGCUGAAUCUAAAGAUAGCUCUUCAGUUCAAAAUUUCGAUACACARGGACGAACGUCUCGGUCAGCGSRAUGCCUUCGAGGAAUAGAUGGUGAAUGCCAGCCGUUAAUAAGAGAGACCGCUGAAGUAAAGAGGCAAWCCAACUGCAACCGAGCUAAGAAUCCUCACUGCCGUAUAAUAGGCGGCAGAAAAAGGGAUAAAAUACCCGAAUCUUCACCAAAUUCCAAACUGAAUGCCCUAGAUUGCUUUAGCCCAGAGAAAGGUACCAGCGUCCUUUGCAAGCUUAUCGCCUAUAGACAAGCUACGAUCAGCCAAACKUGCGAACCUGGUGAAUGUGGYAACCCGGUUUUGAAGAGGAAAGAUGGGAAAGACAAAGAAAAAGAAGAGCAAUGCGACUUAAGCAACCCGCUUUGUUACAACACAUUUCCUGGAAAGAGGAUUGGGAAAGAGGACGGCAAACUGRCUUUAACUGCAAGGACAUUGAAGACAAGUAACGGUGAAAAUGGUAGUGGAGGAAACGARACUCCGCUGGAGCUAAAAAGGCGUGAUAUGAAGCCAGACAAGCCAGACAAGCCAAAGAAGCGUGAUUGCAAUCCAAAAAGGGCCGACUAUUUUUGCCGCUAUAGAGUACCAGGGAAAAGGAGCAAGCGACAAAAUAACCAAAAUGAGCGCAUGCGUACAAAGCUAUGA